Messenger RNA from Vespa crabro (European hornet), 1034 nucleotides. RefSeq names its product 28 kDa heat- and acid-stable phosphoprotein-like. The record is from RefSeq and is a predicted model, not a curated record. The transcript has 5 exons. Gene Ontology annotation, cellular component: cytosol. Bases 252 to 842 code for a protein of 196 amino acids. Lineage: Eukaryota; Metazoa; Arthropoda; Insecta; Hymenoptera; Vespidae. Gene Ontology annotation, molecular function: RNA binding.
UUUUUCUUUCUUGGUAUGGUCGAUACUACAGUGCAGUAUAUACCGACAUGUUCUUUAAUUUACGCAGUUAUUCACAUUAAUAUACGUUGGUCUACGUCCGCUGACAUUGUAUUCAUUGAGGCGUUGAUCUGACACUAGAGAUCGAGAUUUGGUGAAAUUAUAGAUUGUUGUAUAAAAAUAUUGAAUAUUCAAUCAAUUUUGAUAUCGUAUAUUUUAUUUUUAAGCUGCCGUUUAUUCUACAGAUACAAAUAAUGCCACGCGGAAAAUUUGUCAAUCACAAAGGCCGUAAUCGCCACUUUACGAAUCCCGAAGAAUUAGAAGAACAACGUCGCCAGGAGGAAGAAAAACGUCAGUGGAGAAAAAAUAAAGGUAAUGAGUCAUCUAGUGACGAAGAAGUGGAACCUAAAGCACGUGGAAGUAGGAACAAAUUGAAAAAUGUAAGUGCAUCUGAAACAGAUAGUGAAACUGAAUCGGAUUCCGAGUCGGAAACAGAGGGUAAGGCAAAAGGAGUUGAGAAUUUAAUUCAGGUGGAGAACCCAAACAGAGUACAAAAAAAAGCAAAAAAGUUAUCACAACUCAAUCAAUCAUUAGACUCUGCAAAGCCUGAAUUAUCGCGGAAAGAAAAAGAACAAUUAGAAAGGCAGAGGGCCUAUGCAAAUUAUCAGAAAUUGCAUGCUGCAGGAAAAACUGAUGAAGCUCGAGCAGACUUAGCGCGAUUAGCAAUAAUUAAGCAGCAACGAGAAGAGGCUGCAAAACGAAGAGAAGAUGAGAAGAAACAAAAAGAAUUAGCACAACAAAAGAAAACUGAAUUGACACAAAAGGCACUGGGUAAAAGAACCUAGAUUAUUAAAAUCAUUCAAAUUAAGUUACGUUACUAUCUACAUGUUAUAUUGUGCUAAUUUCCUAUACAAUUGAAAUCCUACUUUCAUAUUAUUGAAAAUGGACUAAAUGAAUUUAAAUAAAUAUUUACUCUGAGUAUUUGAUGAGUAUGUCCUAAAUUGUAUAAAAUACAGUUAUUAUAAUAAUAUUUGAAA